GUGCUGGAGACCUGCAGGACCUGCUCUUCUGCAGCUCGUGCGGGCAGCACUACCAUGGGGCGUGUCUGGACGUGAGUGUCACCCCUGAAGAGGGCCGGGUGGCAGUGCCCCGAGUGCAAAGUCUGUCUGACCUGCAGGAACCCGGGGGAGGACAGCAAGAUGCUGGUCUGUGACAUGUGCGAUAAAGGCUAUCACACCUUUUGUCUCCAGCCUACCAUGAAAUCCAUCCCCACCAACGGCUGGCGGUGCAAGAACUGUCGGGUGUGUUCUUUGUGUGGGGUCAGGCAGACGGGCCAGUGGGCCCACAAUAUCACACUGUGCGAGGGUUGCCACGGGCAACCAGAGGAGCCCGCCCCCGCCCUGCCAUGCCCACUGUGUGUGAGGGACCAGGGCCGCGGGGACGCCCCUAAGGACCUCCUCCUCACCUGCCACACAUGCAAGAGGUGGCUUCAUGGUGAGUGUGAGAUGCAGGCAGGGGGCAACUUGGACCUCCACCCACAGGCCGACUACAACUGCACCGUCUGUAAGCAGGUAGAGAGCGACAUGGUGGAAACCCCGGCCAGCCCCAUCCAGGAAUCCACAGAACCAGAACCAGAACCCACUAUGGAUGUCUUUAUGGCUGUGGUGGAGGAGGAGGUGUCCCUGGAGGAGGAGGCGCGUCCAAGCCCUCGGCUGGAGGAGGAGGAGGCGCGUCCAAGCCCUCGGCUGGAAGAGGAGGAGGAGGCGCGUCCAAGCCCUCGGCUGGAAGAGGAGGAGCAGGCACGUCCAAGCCCUCGGCUGGAGGAGGAGGAGGAGGAGGCGCGUCCAAGCCCUCGGCUGGAGGAGGAGGAGGAGGAGGCGCGUCCAAGCCCUCGGCUGGAGGAGGAGGCGCGUCCAAGCCCUCGGCUGGAGGAGGAGGCGCGUCCAAGCCCUCGGCUGGAGGAGGAGGAGGCGCGUCCAAGCCCUCGGCUGGAGGAGGAGGAGGCGCGUCCAAGCCCUCGGCUGGAGGAGGAGGAGGCGCGUCCAAGCCCUCGGCUGGAGGAGGAGGAGGCGCGUCCAAGCCCUCUGCUGGAGGAGGAGGAGGCGCGUCCAAGCCCUCUGCUGGAGGAGGAGGAGGCGCGUCCAAGCCCUCGGCUGGAGGAGGAGGAGGCGCGUCCAGGCCCUCGGCUGGAGGAGGAGGAGGCGCGUCCAGGCCCUCGGCUGGAGGAGGAGGAGGCGCGUCCAGGCCCUCGGCUGGAGGAGGAGGCGGCGCGUCCAGGCCCUCGGCUGGAGGAGGAGGAGGCGCGUCCAGGCCCUCGGCUGGAGGAGGAGGAGGCGCGUCCAGGCCCUCGGCUGGAGGAGGAGGAGGCGCGUCCAGGCCCUCGGCUGGAGGAGGCGCGUCCAGGCCCUCGGCUGGAGGAGGCGCGUCCAGGCCCUCGGCUGGAGGAGGAAGAGGCUCGUCCUGGCCCUCGGCUGGAGGAGGAGGAGGAGGCGCGUCCAGGCUCUCGGCUGGAGGAGGAGGAGGCGCGUCCAGGCUCUCGGCUGGAGGAGGAGGAGGCGCGUCCAGGCCCUCGGCUGGAGGAGGAGGAGGCGCGUCCAGGCCCUCGGCUGGAGGAGGAGGCGCGUCCAGGCCCUCGGCUGGAGGAGGAGGAGGCUCGUCCAGGCCCUCGGCUGGAGGAGGAGGAGGCGCGUCCAGGCCCUCGGCUGGAGGAGGAGGAGGAGGCGCGUCCUGGCCCUCGGCUGGAGGAGGAGGAGGAGGCGCGUCCAGGCAAUCGGCUGGAGGAGGAGGCGCGUCCAGGCCCUCUAAAGGAGCCUAAAGUGUCUCCAUCAGGUGUUGAACUGGCGCAGGAGAUUCAGGUGACCGUUACCCUGACGGAGGGCCGGGAGUCUCCACAGAGGUCUGGAACUCUAGCGGACGUGUCACCGCUUGCCUCCCAGAGUCCCGCCUCACCCGUGGACGAUUUCCAACAGGAACUGGAAAUAUCAGACUCUUUACAAACGGAAAAAGGUGCGGCGCCCGAGGAGGCUUUGCCCUGCGAUGUAGAGGGGGAGGAGACCAAAUCGGAGGACUCAAAAACUACUUUAGCCACACCCACCAAAGAAAUAUCUCAUGAGCUUUUGGAGGAGACUACUGAAGAGGCUCCUGUGGAGGAGGAGGAGCCUAUGGAAGUAGCACCUGUAGAAACAAAGCUUUUGGAAUUGGCUGCAAUGGAGACUAAUGUUGAGCAGAAUGUUAUGGAACCCAUGCAGGAGGUGCAGGAUGCAGUUGCAGAAAAGGAGGUUGAGGAGAAGUUGCAGGGGUUGGAGGAUGAGGAGUUGCCUCCAAUUGUUUUGGACGAGGGGGAAGUGUUGCUUCCAAAUGUAUUGCCCAUUGCAGAAGACACAAUCAGAGAAAAUGAGCUUAGUCCCAUGGCUGAACUUCCUGAAAUGGAGAGCCCCGUAGACAUGGAUACUACAGAAGAAAUGGAUAUCAUGCCCGCCAGCAACCGCAGCCUCUCGGACUUCAGCUCACCGAGUGGAGAGGACAAAGCCCCAAAGGCUUCCCCUGAAAUGUCCCCUGAGCUCUCGCUCAUGCCAAUCCAGCCCCUCUUCCCUACAGAGUCCUUCCCCAGGGAGGCCAGCCCUCCUUGGGUUCAGGUCCAAAUCCAGGCCCAGGCUGCUCCACCACAGACACAACCUCAUUCUGGAUAUAAUGCUUGUGUGCCUCCCACCACCACAACCUUUUUCCCCCUAACUCCCAAGAUUGGCAUGGGGAAGCCUGCCAUCUCCAAGAGGAAGUUCUCCCCUGGGAGACCAAGGGUGAAGCAGGGUCGUGGUUCGGGCUUCCCUGGAAGGCGGAGGCCCCGCGGGUCCAACCUAUCUGGGCGCGGGGGCCGCGGACGCUCUCGAGGACUCAAAGCCGACACCACCCUCGCCAUGACCCCUGGGGCCAGCUUUGUCGAGCAGCCGUACAUGGUGAAAGAAGAGGAGGAGAAUGCCAUGCACAACACUGUGGUCAUGUUCUCAACCUCAGACCACUUCACUCUCAGACAGGACAUGUGUGUGGUGUGUGGAAGUUUUGGCCAGGGGUCAGAGGGCAGGCUGCUGGCCUGCUCCCAGUGUGGCCAGUGUUACCACCCCUUCUGUGUCAACAUCAAGAUCACCCGGGUGGUGCUGAGUAAAGGCUGGCGCUGUCUGGAGUGCACGGUGUGCGAGGCGUGCGGCCAGGCCAGCGACCCAGGCCGCCUGCUGCUGUGUGACAACUGUGACAUCAGCUACCACACAUACUGCCUGGACCCGCCCCUGCAGACGGUGCCCAAGGGCAGCUGGAAGUGCAAGUGGUGUGUCUCCUGUACCCAGUGCGGUGCCACCUCCCCCGGCAUUAGGUGUGACUGGCAGAACAACUACACCCAGUGCGGCCCCUGUGCCAGCUUGGCAUCAUGUCCAAUGUGCAUGCGCAGCUACCAUGAGGACGAGCUCAUCGUGCAGUGCCGCCAGUGUGACAGGUGGAUCCAUGCCUGCUGCCAGGGCCUGGUCACAGAUGAGGAGGUGGAGAAUGCAGCGGAUGAUGGCUUUGACUGCACCAUGUGUCGAACACACGCUCUGCCUUCACAGGGCAAAGUGGAGGCCCUCCUAUCUGACGGCUGCGAGGCCCCGAUGGUGGCCCAGAUUGUGUCUAAAACGAGAGAGCCAGAAAUCCAGAAGACAUACACCCAGGAUGGGGUGUGUCUGACCGAGUCUGGCCUGUGCCAGCUGGAGAGCCUGACAGUGCCGUCCUCAACCCGCCGAGGGCAGAACAGGCGGCCCAAACCCAAGCUCAAGCUGAAGAUCAUCAACCAGAACAGCGUGGCUGUGCUCCAGACCCCACCGUACCCCCACUACUCAGAGCUGUCCCAGGACGGGGACGGGUACAUGGAUGAUCGCGGAGAAGGGGAUCUCCUGAUGGACUGUGACUUGAAGUCGGACUCCAGCCCGGAACGGGAGCCUGUCGACGACGACGCAAAGGGGGCCGACGGCAACAAGAAAAGGAAGAGGAAACCUUACCGGCCCGGUAUUGGAGGGUUUAUGGUCCGCCAGAGAAGCAGGACGGGACAAGGGAAAGCCAAGCGAUCCCUAUCCAGGAAAUACUCAACAGGAUUGUUACCUGAGAACCCAAUGUGCAAAGAAGAAGGGUGGAACAAGACGGAGAGUACUCAAGCGGAGGAGACCCCACCUGUGUCUGAAUGUCUGGAGAAGGUCAAGAAAAGAUACCGCAAAAAGAGAACCAAACUGGAAGAGGAGUUCCCUUCGUACCUGCAGGAGGCUUUCUUUGGAAAGGAGCUGCUGGACAAGAGCAAGCAGAGCAGGCAGGCGGGCCUGGUGACCACAGGGCUCUGUGAGGAGAUCUCAGGGGCCCAUGCAGAGACCAAACCCCGCAGCGUCAACGCCAGUUUUCUGGACACCUCCUCAGACCCGCUGCUCAGCGCUACCUCGACCACCAUACCCAUCUCCAGCAAAGGAGGAGGACUGUCCAAUUCCGAGGAUCCCUUAGUGGACCUUCCGGAAGUCCUGAGCACGGAUGCAGAUCUCCUGGGAAUGCUGUCGGGUGAUCUGGUGAAGCAGGGGAAUGACUCAGGUCUUGAUUUAUGCCCUUUCCAGGUCGACAGCCCUCCUUCUCCUUUUGCUGGUCUGGACAUGGCCCCCAUCUCUGAUGAUCCCAUUGGGUCCUGUCAGGGCUCUGCAGGCCGGGGGCCCAGGGCUCUACAGGAGGAGCCUCUGGAUGUCAUCCUGAGCCCAGAACUGGACAAGAUGGUCACAGAUGGUGCAAUUCUCAGUAAACUCUACAAAAUCCCAGAGCUGGAGGGGAAGGAUGUGGAAGACCUCUUCACAGCGGUCCUUAGUCCCAGCACCAGCCAGCCUCCACAGCUGUCUCACCCUGGGGCCAGUGGACCUGGAGCCAUGGCCCUUCCAAACCCAGGCGACGGUGGGAUGUUCCCCCGGAUGCCAAUGAUAAACGGCAUGAUGGGGCCCAACCCCCAUUUUCCUCCAACUCCCAUGAUGCCCGGCGGCACAGGCUCCUAUGGCCCCAGCAACUUCUCGCCCAUCCACAGAAUGCCUUUCCAAGAGAAUAUGAGGGACAAGAAGUUUAGCCAGAUGGGGGGUGAUGUAGUGGUUCCAUGGAGCGCGCCCGUCCCCGGCCCCCUUUCAGAGGGAGAGACAGACACCAUGUCCAACGCACAGAGGAGCACGCUCAAGUGGGAGAAGGAGGAGACUCUGGGCGAGAUGGCCACUGUGGCCCCAGUCCUUUACACCAACGUCAACUUUCCCAACCUCCUAGGGGAGUUCCCAGACUGGGCUAUGAGAGUGAAACAAAUCGCAAAAUUAUGGAGGAAAGCCAGUUCCCAGGACAGGGCCCCAUAUGUGCAAAAGGCACGUGAUAACCGGGCAGCGCUGCGUAUUAACAAAGUUCAGAUGUCCAACGAUACACUGAAGAGACACCAGAAUCCUCACCAGCAGCCGUUGACUGACCCCUUUGACUCCAAUAGUGUCCCAAUGGACGCUGAGCUGCUCUUCAAAGAUACUCUCAAGCCCAAGGAGUCUGAGCACGAGCAGGAGUGGAAGUUCAGACAGGGAGAGUUAAAUCAGAUGUGGGGACCGCUUAAGACGCAGCAGGAAAAGGUCCCAAAAAGCAAAGCCAUAAAAUCAACAAAUAAAGAUGUCCUUUUUGGACAUUCCAACCAGGCAACUAUAGCUGCAGGAGGUGGAAAAAUGUCUCUGCAAAUGAGACAAAAGAGCAAGCAGCAGGCGAAGAUCGAAGCUACUCAAAAGCUGGAGCAGGUUAAAAAUGAGCAGCAACAACUCCAGCAGCAGCAACAACAACAGCUGUUUAGCAGUCAGUCAUGUGGAGAUACAACACCUAAUAGUGGGAACCAGAGCCCCAUGACACCUCAGCCCAGCAAUGGUGGAAAGUCUGGAAACUCAUCCCCUCUGCAGCCAAUAGUGUCUAAGGAUGGCUUCGCAAGACCCCAACUUCCAGUCACGCCCUCCUCCGGGUCACAGGAUGACGUGUUCCUCAGACCACAGCUCCUACCUCCGUCGUCGAGGACACCCACCCAGGAGACCUCGUACCCGCAGCAUGGACCAUCCUCCGAGCCCCAGUCACCACAGAUGUACUCCCCGAGUUCCUCCUCAGGCUCCCGGCCAUCCUCACCUUGGGACCCCUAUGCCAAGAUUGUGGGAACCCCGAGACCGCCCCCUGGGGAUGGUGGAUCCACCACGCCCCAGCAGAACUCUCUGUCAGAGAUGCAGGAAAGGGGAGGGAGGCCUUCCCCAGCACACGAGUCCUUUGGCUCGCCCACGUCUGGUAAUGCUGACCCUUAUGCUAAGAUGCCAGAUACCCCCAGGCCACCUGACUCGUUUGUGAAACCCAUGGGACCCGCCAGGGUGGGCCCUUCAGGACUCGUUGAGCAGCAGCAAAAGCAGCAGGUCAGGCACAUGAUGAGCCCUCCCUCUGGAGGAGAGGCUUUUGCCAGGAUAGGGGGCCACCGAGCUGAGGUCUACCAGCGCAUGUCUCACAACCGCAUGAUCCUCUCGGACCCCUACUCCAGGCCCUUGCUCACUCCCAUCCCCGGCAGCAAUGAGUCGGGCUCUGUGCCGGUGUUCAAAGCCCCCAUGCCUCCCCAGCAGUCCCAGCAAGAGCCCUACGGUGGCCCUAUGCCUGGGGUACUUAGACGAGGGCCAUCUAAUGGCUUUCCCCAAGGACCACAGGCCGACCCCUAUGCCCAGCAGCCCCUCACCACCCGUUCGCCCAUGGGGGAAGGGUUCCCCAACGAGCCCAGGAUGAUGCGCCAAUCCCAGGAGGGCCAUUUCUCUCAACCCAUGCCAAUGAUGAGACACCCUCACAGAAACUCAUACGCCCAAGCUCCAUCCACCCCGAGACCAGAUUAUUCCCAGCAGAUGCCUGACCCUUACGCCCAACCGCCAGGCACCCCCAGACCUCACUCUGAUGGCCAUGCCCAACCUCCCGGGACCCCAAGGCCACACUCAGAUCCUUCAUACCUGCAGAAGCCACCUAGCCUUCAUCUAGACCAGUUUCCCCAGCAGCACCCAGCCAAUCGCAGACAGUCUCCAUCUCACUCCACUGAUCCUUAUGCCUCCAUGCCAGGUACCCCCAGACCAGCCCAAGGGGAUAGAUUUCCCAAAUCCCCUGCUAGUCAAAGGAACAUGGACCCCUAUGCCCAACAACCUGGUACCCAUCGGCCCUCCAAUGCCAUUCUAUACGCACAGCCCCCUGGAACCCCAAGACCACUCCUCACCGACCCUUACUCCCAAGCUUCAGGGACGCCCCGACCAGGAGCUGGUCCUGACGCCUUCAAUCGACUAGGCUCCAGACCGAUACCCAUGUCCCAAAUCCCAGCUGACCCCUUCUCCCACCAGUCUCCGGGCAGGAUACAGGACACGUUUGCCCAUCCAAGUGCCCCAGGCUUUCAGAUAUCGAAGCACCCGGAAAUGUCAGACGAAAGUUUCUCUCUGCCCCAGUCGAAUCAUCACGGUGGUCAAACGCCGAUUCACGACCCCUUUGAACAGGGUCCAAUGAAACCUUGUGUUCAAGCUUCAGAAAGGCCAGCCCAUGAUAUCCCCCAGUUGAGCAACACUGUUGCUGCUCAGAACAGCAUGCAGCCACACCUGGGAGACACUGAGGAGAAGCUCAGACAGCGCCAGAGACUGCGACAGCUAAUCCUGAGGCAGCAGCAACAGAAGACGGCCAUCCGACAAGAGAAGGGACUACUACAGGAAGCUGGUGGAGCUACUGGUGCGGUGACCCGUCACUGGUCACAAGAAGAUCCCACCCCUCAGAGCCACAUGUUUGGCAGACCACCACCCCCUUACCCAGGACCCAUGAGGGGCGGCCCCCAAGUUCUCAGGGGUCAAAGGUUCCCUGGUACCUUCCUAGGGGACCAGCGAGGACCCUUCCCCAACGAGGGACAGUUUGCCAUACCCGACUUCCCCAGGGACAUGGACAACAUGGGCUUGAGGCCCCAAGGAAUGAGGUUUGGAUUUCCCUCCGGCCAGGAGCAACAUUUCCUCAGACCCCCUCAGCAGAUGCCCGGCGGGCCCAUGAUCGAUAACAUUCCACCCCAGAUGAGAAGGUCCCUCUCGGUGGACUUUUCCAGGAGGGGCAACCCCCUGACAGGACUCCCCCAGGACUUCCCUCCACGGGGCCUUACCGUCCAGCAGCACAAUAUCAUGGGUCAGCCGUUCAUUGAGCUCCGCCACAGGGCCCCUGAGAACCAGAUCAAGAACCCCUUUGGGCAUGGACCUCCCGACGUCAUGGAUCCCUCCAACCACACCCAGAGACCACCCCAGUGCUUCAUGGGAGGCCAGGAGAUUGGCUUUGCCAGGAACCAGGGACCAAGAACGAUGGCUCCCAUGAUGAGCAGACCUUCCCAGGGAUCGGUUGGCCAAAUGCAGAUGUUGGCUAGUAUGGAGAACCUGCACCAGCAGCAGACUGAAGUGCAGAUGACCACUGAACAACAACAGCAUCCUCCACUGAAUAGGUCCCUCAGCCACCCUGUCACUAGUGAGUUACUCAAUGCAGAGCCAUCAGGUGUGCUCUUGCCUGGGUCUAGCACCGGUCAAACGGAGGAGACUCAGAUACCCAGUGGAGACGGAAUCGACGAAAACCUGGACGCUGACGACUCUGCAGUGAAGGACCUCGAAGACGUGGAGGUCAAAGACCUGGUUGACCUGAACCUGAACCUCGACCCGGAUGAUGGCAAAGACCUGGACCUGGGAUCCAAUGACCUGCACCUCGACGACUUCCUCAUGUCUGGGAAGUUUGACCUCAUCGCCUACACGGAUCCUGAGCUCAACCUGGAAGACAAGAAAGACAUGUUCAGUGAAGAUCUUGACCUGGGUGACCCCAUGGAGGAACACCAACAGGGAGAGACCUCGGACCUCCAGAAAGCCCUGUCGGAGAAGAGGAACGCCAGCGGAGACUGCGCAGCCACUUCGUCCCAGUCCGUAGGGAAAUCCGUCAAAUCAGACGGCCAAAUCAGACGGGAGGCCAACAAAUCGAAAGAGACUUUGGACAUAGUCAAAAUAGAGGAAGCAAUCAAAACGGAGGUCAAAGAUGGACACAUGAAAAACCAGGACCAGCCACUCUGCAGUGGCCGGAUGAAUGACAACAGAACCAUGACUAACCAAGAGGGCGCAGGGCUGUAUGAGCAGCCUGGACAUACAGUCUCGGCUCCGGUCCUCUCCAACCUUCUGGUCAAAGAGAAACUGGAAAACAUUGGGUUAGUCCCAACCGGCUCUCCUCAUCAAGGGAACAUAGCUGCCCAGCCGAACCAGGCCACUGGGCUACACCCAAACACAGGCAUGCAACAUGCCCAAGACAACAACAGGCUCAAUCCCAGCGUGGCUAUGGGACAUCGGGUGAACCCUGCGUUGGUUCAGAGCAGGCUUUCAAUAGGAAACCCAAACCACAUCCUAGGGGGGAACCACAGUUUCGGGGCCUCAGUAAACCAGCAGGUGGAGCUAAACCUAGCCAUGGUGGGAGCCAGUCAGCAGCCCACUGCCCAUGGCCUGAACCUCCAGGGCCAGCAAGGCUCCUCGCUGGGGCAGGCCGGCCCACAAAACAGGCCUCUGCUGCUGGACGAGCAGCCCCUCCUACUGCAGGACCUGCUGGACCAGGAGAGGCAAGAGCAGCAGCAGCAGAGGCAGAUGCAGGCAAUGAUCCAACAGCGCUCCAGCGACUCCUUCUUCCCCAACAUAGCAGAUUUUGAUGCCGUCACAGACCCGAUCAUGAAGGCUAAGAUGGUAGCCCUGAAGGGAAUCAAUAAAGUCAUGGCUCAGAACAGCAUGGGAAUGCCCUCAAUAGUCAUUAACAGCAAUGAUCCUCUCAGAAUUCAGCAUACGCCAGGAGCCCAUGGACCAGAUGCUGCUGACACUCUGCCUCCACAUGUGUUUGGACAGGACGGGAAGUUGGCUCCACAGAUGGCGAGACCGAACCCCCCAAAUUUUCAACCUGGAUUUGUCAACGAUGGCAAGAGGAAGCAGUACGAGGAGUGGCUCAAGGAGACCCAACAGCUCCUGCAGAUGCAGCAGAAGUUUCUGGAAGACCAGAUUGGGGCCCACAGGAAAUCCAAGAAAGCCCUGUCAGCCAAACAGCGGACGGCCAAGAAGGCUGGCCGUGAGUUCCCUAAGGAGGACGUCGAGCAGCUGAAGCAUGUGACAGAGCAGCAGAAUGUGGUGCAGAAACAGUUGGAGCAGAUUCGGAAACAGCAGAAAGACCAUGCAGAGCUGAUAGAGGAGUACCGUGUCAAGCAGCAACAGCUAAGUCUACAGGCUCCUAUGAUGCCAGGGAUGCCAGCUCAUGCUGCCCCUAUAAUGCCCAGGGGGCCCCCUUUGGGCCAGCCCAUGAUGGAGCCCAUGAUGACAAUGCAGCCCCACCCCAGCCAGCCUAACCUUGCCCGCAUGCCCAACGUGCCAGGGUGGCACCCUGGGGGAGCCCCAGGACUGAUGGGAGGCCCGGGUCCAAGAAUUCCAGCUCAGAUGCCCCCCGCCAGCCCUGCCCAGUUGCACCAGCCCGAGUUACCACCCCAGACCCAACUUCCGCCUCAAUCAGCCUCAAUGGUGCCCGGCGUAAAAGCCACACCUGCAGGCAAAGGAGCAGGAACCCAGGGAGCCAGCGGAGGUAACGGUGGAAGUGGCAGUAAUAGCCUUGCUGUGAAAUUUGAUGAUAACAAUCCAUUCAGCGAGGGCUUCCAGGAGCGCGAGAGGCGGGACCGCAUGAGGGAGCAGCAGGAGAGACAGCGGGUUCAGCUGAUGCAGGAGGUAGACAGGCACCGGGCCAUGCAGCAGCGGCUGGAGAUGGAGCAGCAAGGCCUGGGUAUGGGUCCCGCUGGGCUCCCACACGGCCCCGGAGCUACUAACCCCAGUGGGGAUAGCCUGGCCCACAUGCCAUUCUACAAUACUGAUCUGCCCCAAGACUUCAUGCAGCCCUCUAGACCUCAACAACAAGCACCACCACAGCAGGGGCAGCUAGGGCCCAUGUUCCCCCAGCAGGGCAACGGGGCCUUCAUGCUGGGGGACGAGUGCAGGCCUAUGCCCAAGACUGGGGCUUUUGGUGGUCCCGAGAUGGGUCCCAAUUUCUGUCCCAAAAACCCCAUGCUGCAGGGGCUCAACUUCCCCUCGGGACUGCCCCGCCCCGCCAGAUUCAGAGGCCCUGGGAUGAUGCCCCAGAGUGGGGGCCGAGGCGAGGGACAGGGACUUCCGUUCGGAAUGGACUCAUCCACCCCCCUGCCUCCAAACUACCCCGGCUCAGGCCAGUCCUUGAUCCAGCUCUACUCCAACAUCAUCCCAGAGGAGAAGGUCAAGAAGAAGAGGAACAGGAAGAAGAAGGGAGACUCGGUCGACGACACAGACUCUGUUAAGACCCCGUCCACUCCCCACUCAGACCGCUGCUCCCCGCUGACACCCUCCCGCGGGUCUGACACCUCAUCCACCCGUAGCCUCAGCAUUCCCUGUGAGCAGGAUCUGUCCGAUCUUUUCCUCCCAGUGGGGUCCUCUGGUUUGGCCCCCUCCACAGAACUGGAGAGGCAGCUCUCAGGCAGCAGCUUAGCCCAGGGUGGCUGCUCCAGCAUGGGCUCUGAGAAUGACCGGGCUCCCCUGUUUGACGAAACCCUCCAAAUCAAGUUGGAGAGCAUAGAGACUGAGUGCAGAAGGGACAAGGCGGCCAACGAGGGGUCGGCCUUGCAGCACGUUCCCCGAGCUGGCGGGACAGUAAAGGUGGAGGAGGGAAGCGAGGGGGGGUUUUCUUCGCCACUCCACGGUGCCAAAGGUGUCGACACAGGGAACGAGCUGCUUAAGCACCUGUUGAAGAACAAGAGCACGCCCCCACCCGGCGCCAAUGCCAACCAGACCUUUCCCACACAGCAGAUAUCCUUUGACAAACUGCGCUCAGAGCAGGAGGACUCAUCAGACCGAAAAGCCACUGCCGGGCCGGCCUUCACCGCCAACAACAUGACUCCCCGGCGCAGUCAGCUGACAGGAAGCACCGAGCUCCUAGAACCCUCGGUGCCGGAACAGGGCAAGAGGAAGCAGCAACGCAACAAACUGAUGCAUAAAAACGGCGUGGAGAAACCACCAUCGCGCUACAAGAGGAGGAAGAAGGAGGAAGAGGAGAAGCCGAUUGGUUAUUCCAGUGCUGACACUCUGAUGACCCAGCUCAAACAGCAGCUUUCCCUGCUGCCCCUGAUAGAGCCCCUGAUGGUGGUGAACUUUGCUCACUUUCCCCCCUUCGGCAGCGGGCAGCUGAACGGGGAGAACUGCCUGUCAGGAUCCUUUGGCAGCGCUUCGUUGGGCGGCGUGUCAGACUACUACUCCCAGCUCAUCUACAAGCGGAACAACUUGAGCAACCCGCCCACCCCUCCAGCAUCACUCCCUUCCACGCCGCCCCCUGUGGCGAGGCAGAAGAUGGUCAACGGGUUCGCCAUGGCCGAGGAUCUUACCAAGAAAGCUGCCAUCUUGGGUGGCCAUGAUGGCCUAAAAGCCAAGCAGCUAUCUACAGCGUUCCGAACAGAAAAAGACCUGCUGGCCCAUGCCAUCACCCAGGGGCCCAAGACGGUGGACGUCCCCGCUUCGCUCCCCACACCACCCCAUAACAACCAGGAGGAACUCAGGAGUCAGGACCACUGUGCGGACAGGGACACCCCUGAUAGCUUCGUCCCCUCCUCGUCCCCCGAGAGUGUGGUCGGCGUGGAGAUCAGCCGCUACCCCGACUUGUCAAAUGUCAAGGAGGAGCCCCCCUCCCCUUGCUCCUCCCCUGUAAUUCCCAUGCUGCCUAGCGCCAGCGGGAAAGGGACUGAGAUUAAGCGAGAGGUCAAGACUGAACCCUCAAGCUCCUUUUUCGGCUCCCAGUUCAGACCGGCUCCCUCCUGCUCCAAAGCUGGCCUGGUAUCCAUAGCUAUCACCUUGAAUCCGGUCGCAGCGGAGAACAUCCCUGGCAUGGUGGCUGCGGUAGCCGACCUGCUGUGUGUGAACAUACCCGUUAGCUACGAGGUGAGCCGCGGCCCCGAGCGUAGCUCCCUGGCCCUGCUGGCUGGAGUCAAGGUGCCUCAGACCCAGGGUGUGGAUCCCCACCACACGGCCAUGUUCCCCCAGCAGCCCCCCGCCAUGAGGUUCCUGAGACCCCCCGGACCGCCCACUCAUCCCGGAAUUAGCCAGCAGCCACCUACCAGCGCUGGUCCGUCUGCCAGGGGAGACGGACCUAAACCCCAGUGGUGCUGGAACUGCAAGGUGCUGGUUCUGGGAAACGGAGUCCGCAAGUCCACCAAAGCCCUACCCUGCAGCAAACGGGAGAGACCGAACCAUGCGGGGAGCAGCAUGGUCUUCUGUAGCCAUAACUGUUUCGUCCUCCACGCCACUGCCACACAAUCCAAAGCCAUGGACAGUAAGCCAAACAUGUCUCCUCUCUUGCCUGAGUCGUCGGUCAAAGAGAGCCCGUCCAAGGUGCUCCACCAGUAUAGUAACAACAUGUCCACACUGGACGUCCACUGCCUGGCCCAGCUGCAGCCCAAACAGUCGCCCCCCUCCAGUCCCCAUCCCAUCUCCUUCCCCUUUGAGAAAACCAAGCCGGACACUCUCAAGGUGACGGUCAAGUUCAAGCAAAGGCCCAGGGCGGUCCACUCAGCCAGCAGAGGAGGUGAUAUGUCGCCGCACCACCACAAGCGCUGGAAGGGCCUGCGUUGGCGCAAGUGGAGCGUACACAUUGUGGUUCCCACUAGGAGAACCCUGCUUUCCUCUCUGCCCGGUGAGGACGAGAUGGACAAGCUGCUGAGGAAGCUGGGAGCCUCUCUGCGUCCUGAUCCCCUUCCCCGCGACCUUCGACGUUGCUGCUUCUGCCACGAGGAGGGUGACGGUGUGACGGACGGGCCCGCCCGGCUCCUCAACCUGGACCUAGACUUGUGGGUGCACCUUAACUGCGCACUGUGGUCAUCGGAGGUAUAUGAGACGCAGGCAGGCGCCCUUAUCAACGUCGAGCUGGCAUUACGGCGGGGCAUGGCGGUGCGCUGCACCUACUGCCAGCAGACGGGCGCCACCAGCCGCUGCCACCGGUUGCGCUGUGCCAAUGCCUACCACUUCACAUGCGCCCUCAAGGCCCAGUGCACCUUCUUCAAGGACAAGACCAUGCUGUGCCACCUGCACCGGCCCCGGGGCAUCGGCAGCGACAGGGCCGUGGCACCCGCCACUAACCACGAGCUGCGCUGCUUUGCAGUGUUCCGCCGUGUCUACGUGCAGCGCGAUGAGGCGCGGCAGAUGGCCAGCAUCAUGCAGCGUGGCGAGCACCGGCACACAUUCCGUGUGGGCAGCCUGGUGUUCCACACCGUGGGUCAGCUGCUUCCCCAGCAGAUGGCCGCCUUCCACUCGGCCAACGCCAUCUUCCCCGUGGGCUACCGGGCCAGCCGCAUCUACUGGAGCACUCGUCACGGCAACCGCCGCUGCCGCUACCUGUGCUUGGUGGAGGAGAACGAGGGCCGGCCGGAGUUUGUGGUGCGGGUGAUGGAACAGGGCUACGAUGACCUGGUGCUCACCGGCGCCUCACCCAAAGCUGUCUGGGACAAGAUUCUGGAGCCUGUGGCUGAGCGGCGUAACGAGUCUGGAACUCUGAAACUGUUCCCUGUCUACCUGAAGGGAGAGGACCUGUUUGGAUUCACUGUCACUGCCGUCACCAGGAUCGUGGAAUCGCUGCCUGGAGUGGAGGCCUGUGAAAGUUACACUUUCCGUUUUGGACGGAACCCUCUGAUGGAUCUCCCCUUGGCCAUCAACCCAACUGGCAGUGCCCGCUCGGAACCCAAGACCUGCACGCAUGUCAAGAGGUUGGUGUUAAGAUCUCACACUUUGUCCAGCACCGGCGGCUCCUCUAAGUCCAUGCAGAUGGUUGGCAGUGUGGGUGUGGUGGAAGCACCAGAAGAGGUGACCCCCAAGCAGUUUGCAUCCGUCCCCUUCCAGUACCGACGCAUGAAGGCAGAGUGGAAGAGCAAUGUGUACCUGGCGCGCUCCCGCAUUCAGGGGUUGGGUCUGUACGCCGCCAGGGACAUAGAGUCCCACACCAUGGUGAUUGAGUACAUCGGCACCCUCAUUCGCAACGAGGUCGCCAACCGGAUGGAGAAGAUGUAUGAAUCCCAGAACCGUGGAGUCUACAUGUUCCGCCUGGACAGUGAGCAUGUCGUCGACGCCACCAUAACAGGCGGACCAGCAAGAUAUAUCAACCACUCCUGUGCCCCGAACUGCAUCACUGAGGCUGUGAGCUUGGAGAGAGGUGUUAAGAUCGUCAUCAGCUCCUGCCGUAAUAUCCAGAGAGGAGAGGAGCUGUGUUACGACUACAAAUUUGACCUGGAGGACGACCAGCAUAAGAUCCCUUGCCACUGUGGUGCAGUUAACUGUCGGAAAUGGAUGAACUAGAACAGAGUUGCGGCAAAAGACGGGCAACGACACUUUAAAAUUACACACACGUGCAUUCCUUAUAGGCUUGUUGGUUGAUACGCUGUUACUUUUAAAAAAAUAAUCGGGGGGAAAAGACUGACCGCAGAACUGUUAGAGGAAUCAAAAGGCAGAAAGAAUAUUUUUAUAAAGGCAGUGAGCUCUUUCACUCAGCAAAAAAAGAGUAGAGAUGGAUUUUUGUUAAUAUUAAAAACGUGUGAGAGGGAAAUGGGUUAGGGGAUUGGGGCUGGGGUAGAAUUCACCAGUUGACCAGGAGAGUUUUGUGCUGGCCACCGCCUUAUUUAGUUAGAGAGGCAGGUCCUCCGGAUUAAGAAAUAUAUAGUUACAGAAAUGUAGACGCCACUGAACAAGGAAUGUACAGAGAGGACUUCCUUAGGGACAAAGCUAAGGGAUUAUUAACUUGCACUAAAAACAAAAAAUUAGUUAAAUACUUGAUUCCAUGAGUCAGUUUGUUUUUGAUUUAUGUAAAAUAAGAGAUUUUUUUUCGUAUUUAUUAUCAAAUGAAGUUAUUUUUUUAAAUGAGGAGAAAAAGUCACCGGCAAACUGCAGCCCAGUCUAAUCAGAACGUGUUACUAUAUACAAUGUGUAAAUAUCUGUAAAAAAAUAUGAAAUUAAGUAAAUAAUCAGCCAAAUGCUAAAUAAGCUUCAUGGCUGUUUGGAUGAUUCUUUAGUUGUUUUUUUCAACAAAAAAAGUAUUGAAGAAGGAUAUCAUUGUGUAAAAGUAUUUUUGUUUUAUUUAGAAUGUAGUUGCGUUGUCUAAAAUUAUGACCACUUGAAGAAUGUUUUCUGUUUCUUUAAUUUGACAACAAUUUAUUUGCAUUGACAUGCGCAAUCUAAGAAUUGCACAGAGCACCAAUCAGAGACUGUUACAUCGUAACCCUUAGUUAAAUCAGAUUUGAACGUAUAAUUAGAGAACUGAAUUUAGGUUGGAAACCACCCACACCAUCGGUUGGCUUCUUUAACCGUAUCAUACGCACAGUAUUCUGAUUUACCUCAUGCAGUUAAUUAACAGACAUGUUUAAAAAAUGUCUUUCACUUACCAUUUGCAGGAGACUCCAUUAUGCUUUUGACAAUUUGUUUACAUUUCUUUUGAAGAAGAAACGUGCUGGCUAGUUGAGAAAAAAAAUUGUAUGAUUUACUUCUUGACUCAAUCACAAAAGUCAAUCUGGUACUAGCAUUUUUCUGACCAGUAUGAAAUGAAGUUAUUUGUGUGCACAAAAGUCGGUAUAAACAGUACAUGGCAUGUAUGUUUUCAAAUUGUACAUAAUUUCCCCUCGUACAAUAUUCAGACCUCUUAACAGUAUGUCUUUUCUUUGUCCUGUAUAGUAGUAUCUAAUGUAAGAAAAAAAUGGAAGGCUUUUUAAAGUAUACAGAGUGUGAUGGGUUGUGGAAUCAGAUAAUUUACAAAAAAUAAAAUAUUUUACAUCUGAAA
Messenger RNA from Oncorhynchus keta (chum salmon), 16855 nucleotides. Its product is annotated as histone-lysine N-methyltransferase 2C-like. The record is from RefSeq and is a predicted model, not a curated record. Bases 160 to 15384 code for a protein of 5074 amino acids. Gene Ontology annotation, molecular function: histone H3K4 methyltransferase activity; histone binding; transcription coactivator activity. The transcript has 53 exons. Gene Ontology annotation, biological process: positive regulation of transcription by RNA polymerase II. Lineage: Eukaryota; Metazoa; Chordata; Actinopteri; Salmoniformes; Salmonidae. Gene Ontology annotation, cellular component: nucleus; MLL3/4 complex.